AUGGGUGAUAAUAGAGGCAUUACACAGUUGUGUACUACCGGAAAUUUAGCAGAAAACUGGAAAACGUGGAGAGCGAGAUUUGAAAAUUACUUAAUUGCUUCGGAAAUAAAUAAGAAAAGCGAAGAGACACAGUGUGACCAGCUGCUUCAUUAUAUAGGUGAGGAAGGCUUUAAAAUAUACACCACAUUUGCGUUUGCAGAGGACGAAAAAAAUAAGUUAAAAUGUUUAUUGGAAAAGUUUGAAGUACACUGCCAAGGAAAAGAAAAUAUUGCAUAUGAAAGGUAUGAAUUCUUUACUUACAAACAAGACCCAGGACAACCAACCAGUAAUUUCAUAACCGAGUUGAAGAAAAGGGCAGGUAAAUGUCAAUUGGAGAAGCUUCAAGAUAGUCUUAUUGUAACAAUGAUUAUAUGUGGCAUUAAGAACAAUGAAAUACGAGAAAGACUAUUACAAGAAGAUGGUCUUACAUUGGAGAAAGCAAUCGAACUUUGCCAGGUAAUAGAGUCAUCCAGAGCCAGAAGUGAAAUGAUGAGAGUAGGAGCCUCGAGUAAUGUAAUAGAAGUGGAAGCAGUCAACAAAUCAGGUAAUCGUUACCAAGGUGGUGAGAAAUUGAAGCAUCAGGAGGUGAGUCAGAAUAUACAAAAUUGUAAUAAAUGUGGUCAAGGUUUUAUUACAAGGUAA
Diabrotica virgifera virgifera (western corn rootworm) is the source of this 681-nucleotide messenger RNA. RefSeq lists its product as uncharacterized. The record is from RefSeq and is a predicted model, not a curated record. Bases 1 to 681 code for a protein of 226 amino acids. Lineage: Eukaryota; Metazoa; Arthropoda; Insecta; Coleoptera; Chrysomelidae. The transcript has a single exon.